Molecule: messenger RNA, 1062 nt
Organism: Alternaria atra
Lineage: Eukaryota; Fungi; Ascomycota; Dothideomycetes; Pleosporales; Pleosporaceae
Exons: 6
Coding region: 1-1062 (353 amino acids)
Source: RefSeq, a predicted model, not a curated record
AUGCAGGUAGUAGUGUCCGUUGUCAUCCAGGCGCUCUUGCUCGGUCUUGCAUUAGCUGUUACGAUCCUACGAUGCUGGAUUCGCCUUCAUGUAGAGCAUCGACGCUUGACGAUUGCCGAUUACCUUAUAUGGGGAGGAUGGAUCUGCACGCUGGGAUGGUCUGUUUGCUCCAUCAAAGCACUCUACAUCCUGAUCGAUCACCCCCCAGACGAGGAGGCCAUGACGGACUCCGUUGAUUACUUGAAGCUAACUGGCGCCUCAUCGCAGACAGUCUUCCUAUCUUGCUACUUCUUCGAUACCGGACUGUACUUUCCAAAGGCCUCUCUUGUGGCUUUCUACUGGUGGUUGAUUCCAUGGGGAUUCAGAGGUCUCCGGAUAUCAGUGUACGUCACUGCUGCUUUCAUAGGCUGCGCUUGGAUGGCAAGUCUGUUGGCGGAUACUUUCAUCGCACCUUCGAUCUCGGACAACUGGUCGCUCGAAAAUCAACUCAACUCAAUAUGGAACUCUUACACAAAUCUGACAGUCAACUGGACGCUGAACAUCGGUACCGAUCUGAUACUCUUUUGCCUCCCUUUCUUCCUAAUCAACUGCCUGAAGCUCCAUAGACGGCAGAAGAUUGGCUUGGCUGGAGUGUUCUCUCUAGGUGUCAUUACUAUGGCUAUCAGCCUUGCUCGGUUCGUCGUAUACAGCAUGGAUUACAACGUUUCCGAAGCCAUCGGUAAUGCAUGGUGCACAGCCGAGAUGUGCACAGCAGUCAUCGUUGUCUCGCUCCCAUCACUCAAAUCCUUCAUCGCCCGGACAACGCCUGCGCACACAGCCAAUCGUAGCAACACUGGAUACAUACAAACCGGCUCCGGCAAACCGGUCAGUAGCAGCAGAGGCGGCACCUACACGUCACACAUCCAAGAUGGCACUGUAGAUCAUGAAGAGAUGGAGUUGACCUUUCUUGACCGAAGGGCUAGUCCAACCCCUACGGGAACCACUGAUGAGACAAGAACUCAAGAUGGAAAAGAUAAUGUAAUGGUGACGACGAAUGUUACGGUUACGAGGGAUGUGUUGUAG